CUCACAAAAGUAAAGGGGGAGUGACAGUCUUAUCCUUUACAAAGAUGGAGAUUAACCCUUUCCUCGCUUCCCCAUGGCCACAGUGUAGACACCUCAUGACAGAGACCCACUGCAAAUCACUGGGGUCAUGGUUUCCAUGGAAAGGGAAUAAUUUAAACUGACACCAAGGACUGGAUUCAUCUCUCACAUACCCCAGUAUAACUGAGAGGAGAAUCAUGCCUGAUCAUUCUUACACCUGUUCAAAGAGCGAGUGAUUAAACACAGAAGUGAAACUGAGACCGUUGAUAACCACAAAACUCAUUUUAUUGCAAGUAUGCGCCAACUCCAUGAAUGUUACUCCUAAUAUGUGACAAGAGAAAAGAAGAUGCAACAAAUCACAAGAUGAAAAAGUCCUCAGACAGUGAGAAGGUGAAGACAGCAGACAAGGAAAAUCUGCAUUUUAGCAAACCACGGCAUGAAAUAUCUUUCAUGAUGUGAUCCCAUGUCUCCAUCCUCACAGGUGGAAGGAACUUUAUCCACAGCCAUCUCUCUUUUCCACCUAAGAAGACAGAAGAAAGUCUAUGGACUUUGGGAGCAGAUCCUGACGUGUUACUGGGAACCUGUGCCCCUCUCAGGAGGAAGGAUUUUGCUCUGCGUUGCACUCAGGCAUCUACCAUCAAGCCCUCGUUCUGGCUGCAAUUGGAAGGCAUCUCCCGCCUGAUGAGUGACUUGGCCGGGUCUUAAAGUGAUAUAGUUGCGAAAGAAAUAGCCAGCCCGGUUUGAAAUCCCCUCAGUGAAAUUACCCUGGAGUGAGAGAGAGCCCUGCCAGGGCUGGGGAGGGGGAAAAUACCCCACCCCCCAAACCCGCUCCAGCUGGCAGUGCUGCUGUCCCAGGGCGUGCACCGCCCUGCCCUGCCGGAGCCCCAGCUGUGGGGCACUUGUUCGGCACUGGCCUGGGGGCGAUGCUGGUGGGUGUCUGUCAGGAGGCAGCCGCAGCCGCCAGCCUGCCUCGCUCUCCGCUGCAGGAGAGACAGAGCCAGACGGAGAGAGGGAGCCUGUCUGCAAAGUGCUGCUCCCUGGUGCUCAGAGCCUGCUCCGUCUCCAACUCUCAUUCAUUUUGCCGGCUACCAUGAGAGAUCAUGGCCGCCUUCGGGCUUCUCAGCUAUGAGCAGAGACCGCUCAAACGCCCCCGGCUGGGGCCGCCCGACGUCUACCCCCAGGACCCCAAGCAGAAGGAGGAUGAACUUACUGCAGUGAAUGUAAAGCAGGGUUUCAAUAAUCAACCAGCCUUCUCUGGAGAUGAGCAUGGAUCUGCUAGAAAUAUUGUCAUUAAUGCCUCAAAGAUUGGCGCUUAUUUUAGCAGCAUAUUAGCAGAAAAGCUAAAACUUAAUACUUUCCAGGACACAGGAAAGAAGAAACCACAAGUAAAUGCCAAAGAUAAUUAUUGGCUGGUUACUGCUCGCUCUCAGAGUGCAAUUCACAACUGGUUCACAGAUUUAGCAGGAAAUAAACCACUGACUAUUUUAGCAAAAAAGGUUCCUAUUCUCAGUAAAAAGGAGGAUGUCUUUGCUUAUUUAGCAAAAUUUUCUGUGCCACUACUGCGAGCGGCAUGGCUGAUCAAGAUGACAUGUGCCUACUAUGCUGCUGUUUCUGAAGCUAAAAUUAAAAAACGUCAGGCUACUGAUCCAAAUAUUGAAUGGACUCAAAUCUCAACCAGAUACCUUCGAGAGCAGCUGGCAAAGAUUGCAGAAUUUUAUCAUGUGUCCUCAAACCAAGGCAAUGGCUCGGUUGCUAUGCCUCAAGAGGUGGAACAAGCCCUGAAGCAGUGGGAAUAUAAUGAAAAGUUGGCAUUUUAUCUGUUCCAGGAGGGAAUGCUUGAAAGACAUGAGUAUUUGACAUGGAUACUGGAUGUUCUGGAAAAAAUCAGACCUGCUGACGAUGAACUUCUUAAACUCUUGUUACCGCUAAUGUUGCAGUAUUCUGAAGAGUUUGUUCAGUCAGCCUACCUGUCCCGUCGCCUUGCUUAUUUCUGUGCCAGACGACUGUCUUUAUUGCUAAGCGAUACUCCUAACCUCGUAGCUGCACACUCACCUCAUAUGAUUAUUGGACCAAACAAUCCUCCUUUAACAGCUCCAAGUCCUACUGCAACAGGUCCUGUGGUGAGCCCGGUACAGCUAGCCUGUUCAGAUUUCUUUUCCUGCCCACAACAUCGUCCUCUAGUUUAUGGACUGAGUUGUAUGCUGCAGACUGUAACUCUCUGUUGCCCAAGUGCCUUGGUGUGGAACUAUUCCACGAAUGAAAGUAAGAGCAUUAAUCCAGGUUCUCCUCUGGAUUUACUUCAAGUUGCUCCAUCUAGUUUACCUAUGCCAGGUGGAAAUUCAGCAUUUAAUCAGCAGGUUCGGGCAAAGAUUUAUGAAGUAGAACAGCAGAUAAAACAACGAGGUUGUGCUGUGGAGGUGCGAUGGUCUUUUGACAAGUGCCAAGAAUCAACGGCAGGGGUCACCAUCAGCCGAGUUUUGCAUACACUGGAGGUCUUGGAUCGACACUGUUUUGACAGAUCAGAUUCCAGCAAUUCAAUGGAGACUCUUUAUCACAAGAUUUUUUGGGCAAACCAGAACAAAGAUAACCAAGAGGUUGCCCCUAAUGAUGAAGCUGUGGUAACACUGCUUUGUGAAUGGGCUGUGAGCUGUAAAAGGUCUGGCAAACACAGGGCGAUGGCUGUGGCAAAACUCCUGGAGAAGAGGCAAGCGGAAAUUGAGGCAGAAAGAUGUGGUGAGUCAGACGUGCUGGAUGAAAAAGAAUCUAUUUCUUCAGCUUCUCUUACUGGAUCCAGCCUUCCUGUCUUUCAGAAUGUCCUACUUCGGUUUUUAGAUACACAGGCUCCCUCAUUAUCUGACCCAAACAGUGAAUAUGAGAAGACAGAAUUUGUGAAUCUGGUGCUGCUGUUUUGUGAGUUUAUUCGACAUGAUGUUUUCUCCCAUGAUGCAUACAUGUGCACUUUAAUAUCGCGUGGAGACUUGUCAGUUACUGCAACCACUCGACUACGCUCACCUACUGGAGAAACUGUGGAUGAACACUAUUCUAAGGACCAUGAUGUGAAAUUGGAGGAACUUAGUAUUAUGGAACAUAUGGGCAUUGACUCAGGAACCACUAAUAUUUUUGAUGAUGUAGACAAGAGUGACUUUAAGACAGAUUUUGGUUCGGAGUUUCCAAUUUUUUCUCCAAUGCCUGGGGAGGCUUGUGAGAAUGUCAACUCUUUGUUAGACAGAAGAAUUUCAAUUAACAGUGAGAAGUCAGUGAAGAGAGAAAAACUGAGAGAACUGAUUUUUCCAUCCAGUUAUGACCUCCUUCGCCAUUUACAAUAUGCAACACACUUCCCUAUACCUCUGGAUGAAUCUUCUAGUCAUGAAUGUAAUCAGCGCAUGAUUCUUCUUUAUGGUGUUGGCAAAGAGCGUGAUGAGGCAAGGCAUCAACUGAAGAAGAUUACCAAAGAUAUCCUGAAAAUCCUGAAUAAGAAAAGUACUACUGAAACAGGGGUCGGGGAUGAAGGGCAAAAAGCCAGGAAGAACAAACAGGAAGUAUUUCCAACUCUGGAGACUGUGUUCACCAAACUGCAGCAACUGUCCUAUUUUGAUCAACAUCAGGUGACAUCUCAGAUCUCCAGUAAUGUUCUAGAACAAAUAACUAGCUUUGCUUCAGGUACAUCAUACCAUCUUCCUUUGGCUCACCACAUACAGCUUAUCUUUGAUCUUAUGGAGCCAGCACUCAAUAUCAAUGGGCUUAUUGACUUUGCUAUACAGCUGUUAAAUGAACUGAGUGUUGUGGAAGCAGAACUACUGCUGAAGUCAUCCAGCCUGGCAGGAAGUUACACAACAGGAUUAUGUGUGUGCAUUGUUGCUGUUUUACGGCGUUACCAUGCCUGCCUAAUUUUAAAUCCAGAGCAGACUGCACAAGUUUUUGAAGGAUUAUGUGGUGUUGUCAAGCAUGUUGUUAAUCCAUCAGAAUGUUCUUCCCCAGAAAGAUGUAUUUUAGCUUACCUCUAUGAUCUCUAUGUGUCAUGUAGCCAUCUGAGAAGCAAAUUUGGGGACCUUUUCAGUAGUGCUUGUUCAAAGGUAAAGCAAACGAUAUACAGCAACGUACAGCCCUCAAACUCCAACUUGUUAUGGGAUCCAGAGUUCAUGCUGGAUUUUAUCGAGAAUCCCUCUGCUCACAGCAUCAACUACUCAAUGCUAGGCAAGAUCCUGAAUGACAACGCAGCCAAUCGCUACAGCUUUGUGUGUAACGCACUAAUGAAUGUGUGUAUGGGGCACCAAGAUGCAGGAAGAAUUAAUGACAUAGCUAACCUUUGCGCAGAGUUGACCGCAUGCUGCACGGUGCUAAGUUCAGAAUGGUUAGGGGUUCUAAAGGCUCUUUGCUGUUCUUCAAAUCAUGUCUGGGGUUUUAAUGAUCUGCUUUGCAGUGUGGAUGUGAGUGACCUUUCAUUCCAUGACUCACUGGCCACUUUCAUUGCUAUACUGAUAGCCCGGCAAUGUUUUUCUCUGGAGGAUGUAGUUCAGCAUGUUGCACUUCCCUCUCUCCUUGCAGCAGCCUGUGGGGACCCAGAUGCUGAACCUGGGGCGAGAAUGACAUGCCGUCUUCUGCUUCAUCUCUUUAGAGCACCCCAGCUCUACCUGUUACCCCAAGCAACGGGGAAGUCAUUCCCAGGCAUUCGCUCUUCUUGUGACCGCCACCUUCUAACCGCUGCUCACAACAGCAUUGAAGUGGGAGCUGUGUUUGCGGUCUUAAAAGCAAUUUUGAUGCUUGGUGAUGCUGAAAUUGGCAGCAGCGGUGUUAACUCUUUGAAGAAUGAGGACUUCACUCUGAGAGGUUUAUUAGAUGACCUUAAUGAUGAUGAAAUUUGGGGUGCCUCACACACACUGAAAUGUGGAAAAGCUAUUUCCAUAGAAACUGCUAGUCUAAGUGAAUAUGCUAGAUAUGUGCUAAGAACUAUUUGCCAGCAGGAAUGGGUGGGAGAGCACUGCUUGAAAGAGCCUGAGAGGUUAUGCACGGACAAAGAUCUUAUAUUGGAUCCUGUUCUUUCAAACAAGCAAGCACAGAAGCUACUGCAACUUAUCUGUUACCCUCAUGGUAUUAAAGAAUGCACAGAGGGUGACAACACUCAAAGGCAACACAUCAAGCGCAUACUUCAGAACUUAGAUCAAUGGACUCUCAGGCAAUCUUGGUUGGAGCUCCAGCUAAUGAUCAAACAGUGCAUGAAGGAGCCUGGUUCUGGGUCUGUGGCUGAAAUGAACAGCUUGUUGGAUAAUAUUGCAAAGGCGACAAUAGAGGUGUUUCAGCAAUCCGCUGAUCUAAACAAUAACUCUUCUAACUCUGGUAUAGGCCUCUUCAAUCCAAACUCUGUUGGAAAUGCUGACACAAGUAAUACAAGACAGAAUGGUAAAAAGACAUUCCUAAGCUCUUCUGAACGUCGAGGCGUAUGGUUGGUGGCUCCCUUGAUUGCAAAACUGCCUACCUCAGUUCAGGGUAGGGUCCUGAAAGCAGCUGGAGAAGAGCUGGAGAAAGGUCAGCAUUUGGGAUCAUCCUCAAAGAAGGAGAGAGAUAGACAAAAGCAAAAAAGCAUGUCUCUUUUGAGUCAGCAACCUUUCCUUUCUUUGGUACUUACUUGCCUUAAGGGACAGGAUGAGCAACGGGAAGGGCUUCUAACAUCACUGCAAAAUCAAGUUAAUCAGAUCCUAAGUAACUGGAGGGAAGAACGAUACCAGGAUGAUGUUAAAGCUAGGCAGAUGAUGCAUGAAGCCUUACAACUACGUCUUAAUUUGGUGGGUGGAAUGUUUGACACUGUGCAGAGAAGCACGCAGUGGACUACAGACUGGGCACUUCUGCUGCUUCAGAUUAUUACUUCAGGAACUGUCGAUAUGCAAACCAACAAUGAAUUAUUCACAACUGUGCUUGAUAUGCUGGGUGUUCUCAUCAAUGGAACUUUAGCCUCUGACCUAUCAAAUGCAUCCCAAGGGGGGUCUGAAGAGAACAAAAGGGCAUACAUGAAUUUAGUGAAAAAGUUGAAAAAAGAGCUAGGAGACAAGUGUUCAGAAAGUAUUGACAAAGUUCGCCAGUUGCUACCUUUGCCAAAACAGACGUGUGACAUUAUCACCUGUGAGCCAAUGGGAUCUUUGAUUGACACCAAAGGAAACAAAAUUGCAGGAUUUGACUCCAUAGAUAAGAAACAGGGUCUUCAGGUAUCAACAAAACAGAAAGUGUCCUCUUGGGAUUUAUUUGAGGGUCAUAAAAAUCCUGCCCCACUCUCCUGGGCUUGGUUUGGUACAGUUCGUGUUGAUAGGAAAGUGAUAAAGUAUGAGGAGCAGCAGCAUCUUCUCCUAUACCACACACAUCCCAAGCCCAAGCCACGGAGCUACUACCUCGAGCCCUUAUCACUUCCUCCAGAGGAGGAGGAAGAAGAGCCUACUACACCCAUUUCUCAGGAACCAGAAAGGAAGUCAGCAGAGCUGUCAGAUCAGGGAAAGCCUACCACAGACGAAGAGAAGAAAACAAAAGGCAGGAAAAGAAAGAUAAAAUCAACCUCAAGAGCAGAUGAAUACCCACAGAACAACUUAUACAGAGUGCCUCCCAACUAUUCACCGAUUUCCUCUCAAAUGAUGCAUCAUCCCCAGUCUGCCUUGUGGGGUUAUAACAUUAUGGGACAACCACAACAGCCUAGUUUCUUUGUUCAGAACCAGCCCCUUCCACCAGGUUCCAGAUUGGAUCCUACAGGCUCUUUUGUUCCAACGAACACAAAACAAGCCUUGUCUAACAUGCUACAGAGGCGUUCUGGCACCAUGAUGCAACCACCCUCCAUACAUGCAAUUACGUCUCAGCAGCAGCUGCUCCAGAUGAAACUCCUGCAGCAGCAGCAGCAACAGCGGCUACUCAGGCAGCAAGCCCAAACAAGACCUUUCCAACAGGAUGUCUGUAACACUGCUGUAGCUCUUCAAGAAGGCUUUGACAACAUAAUGGGCCAGCCAAUAGAUCAGGCCACUGUUUUCGCUCAGCAAGUACGUCCUUCUUCCCAGCUUCCACAGUACCCAGGGUUACAGCAGGCACAGACUGUGCCUCAUGGAUACACAAUGUACAGUACUCAGAUGCCUCUGCAACAACAGCAGGCUGGUGGUGUAGUGCUUUCACCCAGCUACAACCCCAGAACGUAUCCAGCAACUCAUUCCAAUCCAGCUCUAAUGGAAAGACUAAGACAGAUGCAACAACAGCCAAGUGGGUACAUUCAACAGCAGGCUGCUGCUUAUAUUCAGCCUUUAACAGGCACUCAGCGACUGACUCAUCAGCCUUUGCAACAGAGUUCCUUGGUCGGAGGGGGACUUGAUACUGUACCAACCACAGCUCCUCACCCAAACCUUAACUCGGUACAGCUGCCUCAGGAACAGAUGAGACAGAGACAACAGCAAAUUCGACAACAGCGACUCCUUCAGUUGCAGCAGCAGCAGCAAGAGGGUCGACAGCAGGCGAUUGGUCUCCAAGCAGUGCAACCACAGCAGCCUUUGUUUCCAAGACAAGGUUUGCAGCAGACACAGCAGCAACAGCAGACAGCUGCUUUAGUCAGACAACUCCAAAAACAGCUCUCUAGUAACCAGCCACAACAAGGGGUGAACCAAUAUGGGCAUUCUUCACACUUCUGAAUCUGGAAGGUGGGAUCAAGAUGUAGUGUUAUGUUUGCACUGAAGAAAAAUCAAAAUUCAAUGCACUAGUUAUUGCUAGAAAGCAAAAGUUUAAUUUUUUCUCUUUAAUUUUUUCAAUACGUAUUUUUUGUGCUGCAAUUGAUGUGAAUAUGUAACAAAGUGAAAGAUUUAUUAUUUUUUUUGCAUUUAACUGGAAUUAAAUGUAUGAUUUGUGGGCCUAUUUAAAGAAUACAGUUGUUGCAAAGAAUUUGGUGCUUUUUUAGGGUACUGUUACUUUAAAGGGGUUAAAGAAUGGAUUUAUUUAUUUGUGGGAAACAUUUUUUCUUUUUUUAAGAACUGCACUGGACCAAACUACUGAUUUGAAAGGCACUUCCGAUUUUGGCAUAAAGAUUAAUGAACAAAUCAAAGUGUUCUCCUUCGUUCUUCAACAGCAAAAUGAACAUUGAUUUAAAUCAUAUUAAUUUUGACUGUUUGUAAUUUUCAUAAGCACUUUAUAAAGUUCUUUGUUUAAAAGUACCCAAUUUUCUCUUGCUUUCAUUGUGGAAAGAAGGUGCUGAAGUGGGUUUCUUGCUUGUAUUAGAACUUCCUAAGAUUUAUAUAAAAAGCCACAAUGUAACAUUAAUAAAUCUACUAGAAGUAGCUGUGCUUUACAGUUUUCUUUUUAAUGCAAAGUUCAUUGGCAGUGAACCUUGUGAGGGUACAAAAUGUGGUAACAAAGCCCUGAAUAGCCACAACAGAUUUUGCUCUAAAUCAUUUAGGGCCUGAACCAAAUCCUGUUGAAAUCUGAUGGCAAUCUUUCCAUUGACUUAAACAGGAAUUGGAUCUCUGGGUCUCAUGUGCUAGGUUCAACAAAAGUCUCUUUCCAGCUUUUGCCCUUUGGAAGCUUGUGCCAGGCUAGAAAAGCCCCCCAAAUCCCUUUUGCUGUUUCUGCAGUGCUCUAGCUGGGCCUCAUCUCUAUUGAUCUUGACCUAAAUGAGUUCUUCCUCUAAUAGAUGUAUUUAUUAUUUAUUUUGUAUGGUAAGUACUUAAAAUUUUGAAUUUAAUUCUUAAUGUUGGGUGAUAGUCUUGGUUGUGUGAUGCAUACUGCAUUUAUAAAUUUGGUGCAAACGCACAAGUUAUAUAUUAAAUUUAUUAUAAAGAGAGAGAACUAUUUUAACCUUGUUCAAGUGUGUGGUAUAUUUGCUCGUAUUAGAGUAAAAAAAAAAUCAGAAUAAAUUUACUAUGGGUUCAUGUAAUUUAAGAGUUACUCCAUAUGAUUUUUUUUUAUUAUUUUAUUUUUUUUUAGAAUUAGAUGCACAAAUUUUGAAUGUGAAACAUGCAGGGCAUUUCAAAAUACAUGGGGAAUUUUGUUCUCAUGUUCUGUAUUAACUCAUCUUUUCAUAUGCCAUAAUAUAAGUGUACUGUUUGGUAUCCUAGUCAGACUUACAUUGAAUAGAAAAGAGUCAACACUCAGCAAACAUUGUAGUACUGUAUGACAUCACAGAUAAUUAAAUUUUCAUAAACAGUUUAGUGUGGAAAAUCAUAAUAUCAAUAAUUUGUAUCUGAUUCUGACUUCCACACUGCAAAGUCUUACCCGUACAAGCAACCAGUAGGAUGGGUCAGCAUCUUUACUGAAAUAAAAUUCUUGUGAACUACUUUGUACAUUGUGAAAAUUAUUUAGCUCAAAAAUUCCUCACUUCACCUCUCAGCUUGUACAGACCCUUUAUCAAAACAGAAAGGCCACUCAUUCCACUAAAUGAAUAGGUUGUCUGUUUUGAAAUAUUAACAUGUACCUGUACAUUUAUUUUCUUUUUUGUACAUUAGGUAUUUCCAAAAAAAAAAGCCUGAUGCAAGUUGAUAUCCCUGUCCUUUCAGGUGACUGCAUAUUACUAGAAUAGUAUCC
Mauremys reevesii (Reeves's turtle) is the source of this 9546-nucleotide messenger RNA. It is a transcript of the gene MED12L, whose product is annotated as mediator complex subunit 12L. NCBI's taxonomy places the organism in Eukaryota, Metazoa, Chordata, Testudines, Geoemydidae. Bases 1119 to 7664 code for a protein of 2181 amino acids. The record is from RefSeq and is a predicted model, not a curated record. Gene Ontology annotation, molecular function: transcription coactivator activity; beta-catenin binding. Gene Ontology annotation, cellular component: mediator complex. The transcript has 51 exons. Gene Ontology annotation, biological process: regulation of transcription by RNA polymerase II.